Messenger RNA from Toxoplasma gondii ME49, 3257 nucleotides. RefSeq lists its product as hypothetical. The coding region runs from base 1485 to 2357 and encodes 290 amino acids. The transcript has a single exon. NCBI's taxonomy places the organism in Eukaryota, Apicomplexa, Conoidasida, Eucoccidiorida, Sarcocystidae. The record is from RefSeq and is a predicted model, not a curated record.
CGUUACCCGGAUAGCAAGUGUUCGGGAGUGUUCGCGGCAAAUCCCAAACAACUCUCUGUUUCUCCAAGAAAGCGCUCCGCUGCUUCUCGAGGAGUCUGCGUGGUCCUCCUCGCUCUUCGCACGCGUUGCCAGCGUCGUGGCGGGACACAGCGCUUGGGUUCGCUGUGUGCUUGACGGGUCUUGAUGGUUUCAGCCUUUUACAGACGGGAAAGUGAGGCGAAACACAGACGCAAGCCGGGUUCGCAGAGAUCUCUCGAGAGGCAGUUGCCACGCGCUUGCAGUCCAGAGACUGCAUAAACUGCCUAGAGGCACUCUCGCGCGGGCGCAAGUCGAAAGUGAGCUUUUGUGCGGCGGUCCACCGCUGGAAAAAGCGUUUUCCUGCGUCAACACACAGACGUUUCGCUGCGGGUCUGAGCACGCGUGUCGCGCGCUCGAAAAUCCGGAGAAGGAGGAACUUCUACGCAACAGACGAGACUGCAGCGACACACCGAUUCCUGGGCAGGUUGGCAAGUACAAGCUGGACCUUCUGCCAGCGCGAGACACGCUCGCUACGACGGGGUCUUUUCCUGGACUCGCACAGACAAGAACUGCACUUUGUUCCGCUGAUUCUUCGGGGAAUUUCCAGCUGCUUCUCGGAAAUUCUUUCGCUUGCUCUUCUAUCGGGAAAAAGAAGAAAAGGGCGCGCGUUUUUUCAUUCCACGAAAUCGAAGCACACGGGUGUGCCGCAGAAGCUGCUCUCGUCGCUGCCGUGCCGACAUUCUCUCUCAAGGCAGGGUUUCUCUUUUUCGUUCUCGUGAAAGAAAAGUUGACGUCAACGACCCAAUUCCUCGCAUCUGCUUUUCCUGUUUGCCUCGACGACCUUCUUGUCGGGUGCGCUCCUUCGUGGCAGCUGACGGAGCUGAGGUUGCGACUUGAGGUAGUCGCUCUGCUCCGAAAAGUCGGAAGAGUCCUGUUUCCGUUUUCUUCGCUUUUUCCGAUUCUGUGCUUGCUGGUCCGCCCUCUUUGCAGUGAAAAUCAGGUGCUUCUUUGCCAAACGCGUGGCGGACAGAUCUUCCACUCCGCCAGCCUUUCCACGCACCAUGCCCUUUUUUCCCUCUGUGGCGACCUGCAGACGGCCGCGAGUCCACUUGACUUCCAGAAGGAAGUCCGAGUCUCGACAUAUGUCGAUUCGCUGAUGUUCUUCGUUCGCAUGCGUCAGAAAGAAGGCAAAUUUCGGCGACUCUGGCCUCUGCGGGUCUCCAACUUCCUCCGUUUUUCUCCUCCGACUUUUCUUUCUUUUCCCUGCGCCCCAAAUCUCGACUCAGCAAACACAGCACACAAAUACACAUGCACCGUUAAACAUUCCAUCGUACAUAUUUACAUGUAUAUUUAUACAUUUACAUAUAUGUAUACAUAUAUGUAUACAUAUAUGUAUAUAUAUAUGUAUAUGUAUAUGCGUGCAUGUAUACAGACAGACGUAGAGGCAUAUACGUGACUGUAUCUAUAUGAGCAACUACGUCUUUGUACACUGUUGUAUAGAUUCAUCUGUAUUAUCUGCGUGUCUGAGGCCUUCCGUGUUUGCGAUGAAGGAAAUUGCGUUUUUUUUGUUGCCUCUGGGCGGCAUCCUGUCGUUUCUUUUGUGUCUGCCGAUCCAGUGCGUGCAGCGCGCAUGCAUUUCGUUUGCCUCGCUGCAGCUGUCUCUGGGUCGCGUUUCUCUGCGCCUCUCGGCGACAUGUUUCCUCUACUCGCUCCUGCGCUUCGUUCACGUUUGCACGCGCGUGGCGCGCGACGCCAGUCCCCAAUCCGCGGGCCUCGGGGCUUCGGGGGCCUCGCACCCGAACGCGGGGGCAGGUCUUGCGCUGGACGUCCGGCGGCAGGCGCAGGUCCUGCGUCACCAAAGAAACUUCUGGAUUACUCUCUCCGCCGUCUUCGUCUGGCUCUUCGUGUGGUGGCUGGCGAAGCUGCUGCGGUGGUACUGGAGGUCGCUGGCGGCGAAGCAGAAAGAAGUCGAGACUCUCAGGGCGCAGGUCGCUCUCUUCACUCGCAGGAACUUGUCGGCGCCUCUCGCCGAAAACGGCAGCGAGACUGCGAAGAAGAGCGAGGAGACUGCGAAGAAGAGCGAGGAGACUGCGAAGAAGAGCGAGGAGACUGCGAAGAAGGGCAAGGAGAAGCGUGGAGACGCAGAGAGGGACGGAGAGACUCUGGAGAAGAACAGCAAAGUUCAAGAGGUGGAACUGACUGCAUUGGAGAGACAGAAGGCAGACGGUUGCCGCGAAGAGAAGAACGAGGCAAAAGAGAGAGCGGGAAGCAAUGAAACGCGACAGAGACUCCUUUACAGGGAAAACGCAGACGCACGAACUCUUGGAGUGAUCGACUAAACACAGCUCUCCAGAAGAAACAGUUCGAAGGACACAAGAGAAGACAGGGGACAAGAGAACACGGAGCCACACAUCUCUUCACAUGCAAAGAGUAUACCUACGUGUGAAUGAAGAACACCGGACCGCACAAAUACAUGCAGUUUAUACAUGUCCCAUAUUUGUAUAUAUAUACAUACAUAUGUAUACGUAUAUGUAUAUGUAUAUGUAAACGUAGUAGGUGUAGAUGGAUGUAUGGAGGUGUGGGUUGAGGCAUGGAGACAGCUGAGAGGAGCUCGUGCGGUUGUCGAAAAUCCUGGGGGACACUGCAUGCAAAGGACGCAAGGAAUCUUAGCAGCGUGGGAAGAAACGUCUCCAAGAUGAAGGAGAUAUAUGCAUGUGUAUACGAAUGCGGAAAGACGAGUGGAUCGUCAGGUGUAUGGGCACACCUACGCGCACCAGUCUAGGGAGGAGAUUAACGUGUGAAGCCGUAUGCAAUCGAGGGAAGUCUUCUCUCAGAAAGGACCUUUAGUAGUCUCGCGUAUGCUUUCUUAUGUAUACAUCUACAUGCAUCUAUAUAUACAUACAUAUAUAUAUAUAUAUAUAUAUAUAUAUAUCUGAAUAAAGCUCUUGAUGGAUGUCCGUGCAGAAGUGCGAAAGGAGGUUCACCUGUGCAUGUGAGCAGCCCCCUCCCCAUGUGUGCUUGUCCGUAUGUGAGUCCUGAACCUGCAAAGACGUUCAGCUUCAGUUCUUUCUUUGUGAGAGAGAGGGGACUUCUCAUUCCUUCGCAGUCUCUGAAAGUGAUGCUUCCUCAACACCUUUCAACAGGGCCUUCACUACUACCGAAAAAAACAUUUUUAAGACGAGAAACAAGCUUUGAAAUUCGUCGACAGCAAACGAACCACCAUAAACCGUGCAUCCCUG